Molecule: messenger RNA, 2543 nt
Organism: Malania oleifera
Lineage: Eukaryota; Viridiplantae; Streptophyta; Magnoliopsida; Santalales; Ximeniaceae
Product: casein kinase 1-like protein 10
Exons: 14
Coding region: 846-2225 (459 amino acids)
Biological process (GO): endocytosis; peptidyl-serine phosphorylation; signal transduction
Cellular component (GO): cytoplasm; nucleus
Molecular function (GO): protein serine/threonine kinase activity; ATP binding
Source: RefSeq, a predicted model, not a curated record
GGGAGUAGUUCUUACAGCACGAAACGUGUUAGGCGGCAGAGAGAGAGAGCCUAAAAAAACACUAGCGCAAAACUAAUCAUUAAAAUAGGCUUGUAAUUAAUUAAAAGCAGGAAAAAAAAAAAUAAGAGAACACAAAAAUAAAAUUAAAAUAAAAUCUCCGCCUGCUUUAUUUCCUUUUUAUCAUCCCACCGUCUGCCUCUCUGUGGUCUCGCCACAUUGCUUUUGUCAACAUCUAUCUAGCUUUGAUCUUAACGCGAAUCCCUCCAUCGGCUUCUGCAUUUUUAGCGUCGAAUCGCCACUGUUUUUUUUUUUUUUUUGGUUUUUGGUUUUCCGGCAGCAAAUUUGUGGGCUGAGGAUCCCUUGUUGUUCAAUUACCUUUUUGUAUUCUGAUUCAGUAUUUAUUGUUGAUAAUGUCUGUUAAUUUUUUGGGCGUCGGGUUUUGAUUUGCAAUCUUUAGAUGAAGAUUUAGGAUUUUUGUUUCACCCGAGGAUGUAGACAAGGAAGGCGGUUCUUUGCUCUGAAUAAUGAAAGGAAAAAUUGUAUGCCCAUAGGGUUAUUGGGUUGAUUAAUUGAUGAUUUUUUUGGGGUUCUCUUUGUGUUCUAUUCGUAAUAAGCUGAUGAUAAUAAGAUUGUGAUAUUUACUGGCUACUUUUGGUUGAUUAUUGAUGCGGAAGCAAAUAUAUAAAUAUUUUUGAUCUGGUGCGCGGUGAAAUUGGAAAAUCUGAUAGAUUUUAGUGUGGUUGUUUGUUGAGUUUGGCAUUUGUUGCAAAUAAAUGCUGAACUGGGUACAAAUCUGAGUCGAAGGGAUUAUAGCGGUUUGGGUUUUUGAAGAGGGCUAUUAGAUCAUGGAGCGGAUAAUCGGUGGCAAGUUUAAGCUUGGGAGGAAGAUUGGGAGUGGGUCUUUUGGUGAACUCUAUUUAGGCGUUAAUGUACAAACUGGAGAGGAAGUGGCUAUUAAGCUGGAAUCUGUGAAGACAAAGCAUCCUCAGCUUCACUAUGAGUCCAAGCUGUAUGUGUUUCUUCAGGGUGGAACGGGAAUUCCCCACCUCAAAUGGUUUGGAGUGGAGGGCGAGUAUAAUAUCAUGGUUAUUGACCUCCUUGGACCAAGUCUAGAAGAUCUGUUCAACUAUUGCAACCGGAAGUUCACAUUGAAAACCGUACUGAUGCUUGCAGAUCAAUUAAUUACAAGAGUUGAAUUUAUGCAUUCAAGAGGGUUUCUUCACCGUGAUAUAAAGCCUGACAACUUUUUAAUGGGCCUAGGGCGCAGAGCAAAUCAGGUGUACGUCAUUGAUUAUGGCCUUGCUAAAAAGUAUAGGGAUCUUCAGACUCAUAAGCACAUACCAUACAGGGAAAACAAAAAUCUUACAGGCACAGCUCGCUAUGCAAGUGUUAACACUCACCUUGGAGUUGAGCAAAGCAGAAGGGAUGAUCUGGAAUCUCUUGGUUAUGUGCUUAUGUAUUUCCUAAGAGGAAGUCUUCCCUGGCAGGGAUUGAAAGCAGGCACCAAAAAGCAGAAAUAUGACAAGAUUAGCGAAAAGAAAAUGUUGACUCCCAUCGAGGUGCUUUGCAAAUCAUACCCAUCAGAGUUCACCUCAUUCUUCCAUUAUUGUCGAUCAUUACGGUUUGAAGAUAAACCAGAUUAUUCAUAUUUGAAGAGGCUUUUUCGGGACUUAUUUAUUCGGGAAGGUUAUCAGUUUGACUAUGUAUUUGACUGGACCAUAUUGAAAUACCCUCAGAUUGGAGCUAGCUCAAGAGGACGGCAUCCCAGUGGAAAAGCAGGCUUUAAUGCAGGACCAUCUGUGGAAAGACCAGAAAGGGUCUCAGUGGGGCAAGGAAUUCGUGAUAGAUUCUCAGGUGCAGUUGAAGCAUUUUCUAGAAGAAAUGCAUCAGGACCUGGUUUGUAUGGUGACCACUCAAAACACAGGUCUCAAGAGGACAUCCCUGCAUCCAAAGAUGUGCAGCCCAGUUUAGAGAAAGGGCGCACCUCACGCCACGGAAGCUCUUCUAAAAGAGCUGUUCUCCCGAGCAGCCGGCCAAGCUCCUCUGGCGAGCCUGGUGAAAGCCGCUCAAAUCGACUGAUAUCUAGCAGCGGCCGCCUUUCUACCUCACAUAAAAUCCAACCUGGCGUUGACCCCAAAUCAUCAUCUUUCACUCGCACUGCAGCCACAAGAGGCUCCCGUGAUGACCCUCUUCGGAGCUUCGACCUCCUCUCCAUCCGGAAGUAAAAGGGGAAGCAGUUUGGUUAGUGUCAUUUUAUGUGAUGAAAUCUGUGCAUCUUGUAUACGAGGAAUUUGAUUUCACCUCAAAUGUCAUUUUGCUUCCCCUGCUACACUUCCCCUCUUAUUUAUUGUCUUCCCAUUGUUUCUGGUCUUUGUAUCGUAAUGGGACUCGUCCAAGAGAGUUUUAAGUUCGGGAAAUAUUUGUUUUGUCUGGUACUUCAGUGGAAUGUAAUAAUUAUCGUUCAUUUACUGUGACAAUUUACUUUAUUCAAACAAAUAUCCCUCUCUUUAAAGAAUAAUCAUCCCUUAUCCCCAUUGUUUGCA